Molecule: messenger RNA, 5511 nt
Organism: Clunio marinus
Lineage: Eukaryota; Metazoa; Arthropoda; Insecta; Diptera; Chironomidae
Source: the annotation of a GenBank genome assembly
GCUCAGUAACAAUCAAUAUUUUCGUGCGUGAACGUCUUUAAAACGAUGUUUUUGAUAAUUGGAUUACUUUUUGCAGUUGGUUAUUUGAUUAACCAGUAUGUGUUUAGUUAUUGGACAAAACGAGGAUUUAAGCAACUACAGCCUUCGUUUUUGGUCGGAGAUGCUUUACCCUUAAUAACUUUAAAAACUUCAUUGGGAGAAUACUUUCAAGAAAUAUAUGACAAAUAUAAAAAUAAUAAAAUCAUUGGAAUUUAUUUAUUCUAUCGUCCUGUAUUAGUGGUCAAUGAUGCUAAGCUUGUGCAAGAUAUUCUCAUUAGAGAUUUUACAUAUUUCCACGACCGUCCAAUGCCGGUUGACGAGAUAAAUGAUCCAUUGUCAGCACAUUUGUUCAAUAUUGCUGGUCAAAAGUGGCGAGAUUUGAGAGUAAAACUGUCACCGACAUUUACCUCUGGAAAAUUAAAGGGAAUGUUCUCAAUAAUCAGAGAUUGUGGUCAAGUUCUUGAAGAUUAUUUAGAUAAAAAUAUGAAAAGUGGCGUCGAUGUGUUCGAAUUUCGAGAUUUGAUGGCACGUUUCAACACUAACAUCAUUUCAUCAGUUGCUUUUGGAAUUGAGAACGACUGUAUAAACGAACCUAACCACUUGUUUCGCCGGAUGGGUGCAAAAAUAUUUGAACCCAAUUUCAAGAAUGGAAUAAGAGGAGUAUUUGCAUUCCUUUUGCCUAAAAUGUUUCACGCUGUCAAAUUAAAGGUUUUGGAGGCAGAUGUCGAAGAAUUUAUGUUUUCAAUUGUUAAACAAACUGUUGAAUAUCGAGAACAGAAAAACUUCUCGAGAAAUGAUUUCAUGCAACUUUUAAUUCAGUUGAAAAACCAAGGAUUUAUUUCAGUCGACAAAGGAGAAAAAAAUUCAGAAGAGAAUGAUGAAUCCAAUAAAAGUAUCAAGAAAUUAAACUUUAACGAAAUUGUAGCACAAGCGUUUGUAUUUUUCGUUGCAGGAUUCGAAACAUCAAGCUCAACUUUGUCAUUCUGUUUGUUUGAAUUGGCAAGACAUAAGGAAAUUCAGAAAAAGAUCCAAGAAGAAGUGGACAAAGUCUUCAAAGCUGCAGGUCCUGAUGGAAUUACUUAUGAUAUGUUAAGUGAUUUGAAAUAUCUCGAAUGUUGCAUUGACGAAGCAUUGCGAAAAUAUCCAAUUGUCCCUUCUCUCAUUCGAACUGCUACUCGUGACUAUAAGAUACCUGAUAGCGAUCUUGUGAUUCCCAAAGAUACAGCGAUUGUAAUUUCUGUCUUAGGAAUGCAUAGAGAUCCAGAAAUCUAUGAUGAUCCAAUGCAGUACAUCCCAGAGAGAUUCCUUAAUUCGUCACAUGGAGGUGGAGAAGCUCAGUUACGAUCAAUCGGUCUUUUGCUUCAGAACUGUUUGUAUUAUCACAACAUGUCGCUAUUAAUAAUAUUAGGAUUAGUUGUAACAAUUGUGUAUCUUUUGAACCAAUACUUCUUUACUUAUUGGUCCAAAAGAGGAUUCAAACAAAUGGAACCUUCAUUUUUAUUGGGAGAUGCAAGUAGUGUAGUAACUUUAAAAGUUUCUCCAGGAGAGUAUUUUCAAAAUAUUUACAACCGAAAUAAGAGGAAUAAUGCUAUUGGAGUUUACAUGUUCUAUCGUCCCAUAUUAUUGAUCAAUGAUGCUAAGCUUGUUCAAAACAUUUUGAUCAGAGAUUUCACAUAUUUCCACGACCGUCCAAUGCCUGUAGAUGAAAAUUAUGAUCCAUUGUCCGGACAUUUAUUUAGCAUCGCGGGUCAAAAGUGGCGAGAUUUAAGAGUAAAAUUGUCACCGACAUUUACCUCUGGGAAACUUAAAACUAUGUUUCCGAUUAUAAAUAACGUCGGAAAAGUGCUUGAUGAAUAUUUGGACAAAAAUGUGAAAAGUGGUGUCAAUGUGUUCGAAUUUCGAGAUUUAAUGGCACGUUUCAAUACUAACAUCAUUUCAUCAGUUGCUUUUGGCAUUGACAAUGACUGCAUAAACGAACCUAACCAUUUGUUUCGUCGGAUGGGUUCGAGGAUUUUUGAUACAACGUUUUGGAACGGCUUUAGGGGGACUAUGUCGUUUAUUGCUCCAAGCCUUUUUCAUAAAAUGAAACUUAAAACUGUCGACAAUGAUGUCGAAGAAUUUAUGUUUUCAAUUGUUAAACAAACUGUUGAAUAUCGAGAACAGAAAAACUUCUCGAGAAAUGAUUUCAUGCAACUUUUAAUUCAGUUGAAAAACCAAGGAUUUAUUUCAGUCGACAAAGGAGAAAAAAAUUCAGAAGAGAAUGAUGAAUCCAAUAAAAGUAUCAAGAAAUUAAACUUUAACGAAAUUGUAGCACAAGCGUUUGUAUUUUUCGUUGCAGGAUUCGAAACAUCAAGCUCAACUUUGUCAUUCUGUUUGUUUGAAUUGGCAAGACAUAAGGAAAUUCAGAAAAAGAUCCAAGAAGAAGUGGACAAAGUCUUCAAAGCUGCAGGUCCUGAUGGAAUUACUUAUGAUAUGUUAAGUGAUUUGAAAUAUCUCGAAUGUUGCAUUGACGAAGCAUUGCGAAAAUAUCCAAUUGUGCCAGUUCAUUUUCGAACUGCUACUCGUGACUACAAGGUAGCUGAUAGCGAUCUUGUGAUUCCAAAAGAUACAGCCGUCAUGAUUCCUGUUCUGGGUUUCCACCGUGAUCCAGAAAUCUAUGAUGAUCCAAUGCAGUUCAUUCCAGAAAGAUUCCUUGACUCGCCACAUGGAGGUGGAGAAGCUCAGUUACGAUCAAUCGGUCUUUUGCUUCAGAACUGUUUGUAUUAUCACAACAUGUCGCUAUUAAUAAUAUUAGGAUUAGUUGUAACAAUUGUGUAUCUUUUGAACCAAUACUUCUUUAGUUAUUGGUCCAAAAGAGGAUUCAAACAAAUGGAACCUUCAUUUUUAUUGGGAGAUGCAAGUAGUGUAGUAACUUUAAAAGUUUCUCCAGGAGAGUAUUUUCAAAAUAUUUACAACCGAAAUAAGAGGAAUAAUGCUAUUGGAGUUUACAUGUUCUAUCGUCCCAUAUUAUUGAUCAAUGAUGCUAAGCUUGUUCAAAACAUUUUGAUCAGAGAUUUCACAUAUUUCCACGACCGUCCAAUGCCUGUAGAUGAAAAUUAUGAUCCAUUGUCCGGACAUUUAUUUAGCAUCGCGGGUCAAAAGUGGCGAGAUUUAAGAGUAAAAUUGUCACCGACAUUUACCUCUGGGAAACUUAAAACUAUGUUUCCGAUUAUAAAUAACGUCGGAAAAGUGCUUGAUGAAUAUUUGGACAAAAAUGUGAAAAGUGGUGUCAAUGUGUUCGAAUUUCGAGAUUUAAUGGCACGUUUCAAUACUAACAUCAUUUCAUCAGUUGCUUUUGGCAUUGACAAUGACUGCAUAAACGAACCUAACCAUUUGUUUCGUCGGAUGGGUUCGAGGAUUUUUGAUACAACGUUUUGGAACGGCUUUAGGGGGACUAUGUCGUUUAUUGCUCCAAGCCUUUUUCAUAAAAUGAAACUUAAAACUGUCGACAAUGAUGUCGAAGAAUUUAUGUUUUCAAUUGUUAAACAAACUGUUGAAUAUCGAGAACAGAAAAACUUCUCGAGAAAUGAUUUCAUGCAACUUUUGAUUCAGUUGAAGAACCAAGGAUAUAUUUCAGUCGACAAAGGAGAAAAGGAAGAAGAAGAAGAUAAGAAUCAAUCAAAAACUAAACUAAACUUAAGCGAAAUUGUAGCACAAGCGUUUGUAUUUUUCGUUGCAGGAUUCGAAACAUCAAGCUCAACUUUGUCAUUCUGUUUGUUUGAAUUGGCAAGACAUAAGGAAAUUCAGAAAAAGAUCCAAGAAGAAGUGGACAAAGUCUUCAAAGCUGCAGGUCCUGAUGGAAUUACUUAUGAUAUGUUAAGUGAUUUGAAAUAUCUCGAAUGUUGCAUUGACGAAGCAUUGCGAAAAUAUCCAAUUGUCCCUUCUCUCAUUCGAACUGCUACUCGUGACUAUAAGAUACCUGAUAGCGAUCUUGUGAUUCCCAAAGAUACAGCGAUUGUAAUUUCUGUCUUAGGAAUGCAUAGAGAUCCAGAAAUCUAUGAUGAUCCAAUGCAGUACAUCCCAGAGAGAUUCCUUAAUUCGUCACAUGGAGGUGAAGUUUAUGGCGAAUUAUAUGAAAAAAGUAAAAGUCAUAGAAUAAUUGGCCUUUAUUUCCUUUAUCGUCCUGGACUUAUGAUAAACGAUCCUAAAUUGAUACAAAACAUUCUUGUAAAGGAUUUUCAUCAUUUUACGGAUCAUGGGCUUUAUGUUGAUACAAAGUAUGAUCCAUUAUCAGGCCAUUUGUUUUCAUUACGUGGCGAACAAUGGAAGCAUUUGAGAGCCAAGUUGUCACCACUUUUUUCGCCCGGAAAAUUAAAAGUGAUGUUUCCAACAUUUCUUUCAUGUGCAACAAAUUUGCAAAAACAUGUCGAUGAAUGUGUCCGUUUGGGUAAGAAUGUUAUUGAAUUUCGUGAUCUUAUGGCCCGUUACACGACUGAUAUUAUUGCUUCUGUCGCAUUUGGAUAUGAUAACAAUUCCAUAAAUGAGCCUGAUAAUGAAUUUCGGCUUGUAGGAGCAAAAGUAUUUAAACCAACAAUAAAGGCAGGAUUAAGGGCAUUUCUAACUUUUCUGAUGCCAAAACUUAACAGUUUUAUAGGUUUAAAAGUGGCUGAUAAAGACGUCGAAGAAUUUAUGUUUAGUAUGGUAAAGAAUACAAUUUUAUAUCGUCAGAAAAAUCAAAAGGAAAGGAAUGACUUUAUGCAGAUGAUGAUUAAGCUGAAGGCUAAAGAAUUUGUAGAAAGAAAAGAAAAUGUACCAGCUGAUUGUUGGCAAGCUGACACUUUAACACUAAAUGAAAUUGUGGCACAAGCUUUUGUAUUUUUUAUUGCUGCGUUUGAAACAACAUCUUCAACAAUGGCAUUAUGUUUAUACGAGCUUUCAAGAAACAAGGAGUUACAAGAAAAAGCACAAUAUGAAAUUGAUCAAGCAUUGAAAAGGUCAUCUGAUGAUAUUAGCUAUGAAAUAAUGUCAGAAUUAAAAUAUUUGGAAAAUUGUAUUGACGAAACUUUGCGAAAAUAUCCACCAGCUCCAUUUUUAAUUCGUGAAUGCAUUAAAACUUAUGACGUUCCAGGCACAGAUCAUGUCAUUGAAAAAGGAACCCCUAUUAUCAUAUCGUCAUUUGGAAUUCAUCGCGACCCAGAAAUAUUUGAGAAUCCAUUGAAAUUUAACCCCGAACGUUUCAACAUAAAUUCAACGGGCGAUGGAAAAGCAAAUGGAUUGUUUUAUAUUCCCUUCGGUGAUGGACCAAGAAUAUGCAUAGGAAUGCGAAUGGGAAAAAUGAUUGCAAAACUUGGACUGACAUUGCUAUUGGAAAAAUUCAAUUUCGAAAUAUUUGGGAAAUCUCAUGAAAAUGAAUUGGAAUUUAGUCCGAAACAAUUUGUUUUAACAUUAAAAGACGAUAUGGAUUUUAAAGUGACUUUAAGAAAUUCGAAAUGA